ACACACACACCUCAGAAAGCCCAGAGCAGAUCCCGCACAGUCACGCACGGACAAGCACACAGCGCGCGCGGAAUGCGUGCAUUCUGACGGACAACGACUUAAUACAACAGAGAAUCAGCAUCAUGACCAGGUCUGUGCGGGAAGAGCAGGCGUCAGCGGAGUCAGAGGAGCAGCAGGAGCUUCACAGCCCCACAGGUGGAGAGACAGAGAGGGGGGGAGAAGAAGAGGAGGAUCACUUCCACCAGUUGGAGGAGGAGGAGGAGGACGAUGAGGAGGAAGAAGAGGAGGAGGAUGGCGAGAACAAACCCAAGAGGCGAGGGCCAAAGAAGAAGAAGAUGACAAAAGCUCGUCUGCAGAGGUUUAAGGUCCGUCGAAUGAAAGCUAAUGCCCGGGAAAGGAACCGUAUGCACGGGCUGAACGAUGCUCUGGAGAGCCUGCGGAAAGUCGUUCCCUGUUACUCCAAAACCCAGAAACUGUCAAAGAUUGAGACGCUCCGCCUUGCGAAGAACUACAUCUGGGCCUUGAGUGAGAUCCUGCGCUCCGGCAAGGCACCCGACCUUAUGAGCUUCGUCCAGGCGCUGUGCAAAGGUCUGUCUCAGCCAACCACCAACCUCGUGGCAGGCUGUCUUCAGUUGAAUCCUCGGACUUUCCUUCCAGAACAGACACCUGACCUGCCCGCUCAUCUCCCCCCAGCCGGCACUGUUGCCUAUCCUGGACACUUUUCCUACCAGAGCCCUGGGCUGACGGCAGGCCUGCCCAGCCCACCCUACAGCAUGGAGCCCUCCCACAUCUUCCACCAGGUCAAAGGUCAGCCCUACGGCCCACUGGAGCCCUUCUUUGAUGGCGUCCUGGUGUCAGACGGCCCAGCGUUUGAUCCGCCUCUCAGCCCUCCGCUCAGCAUCAACGGAAACUUCUCAUCCUUCAAGCAAGAGACCGUUGCAGCAACUGACUACGACAAGAGUUUCUCGUUCAGUGUGCACUACGGGGGAGGAGGACCAGGGGGCCAUGCUGCCAUCUAUGGAGGUGGGGGGUCCAACCCACGGUGCAGUGAGCUGCAGGUGGAUGGGCUGAUGGGCUUUGAUGGACACUCGCACCACGAGCGGCUGAUGAAUGCCCAGCUGAAUGCCAUCUUCCACGACUCCUGAGGAAGUGGAAGAUGAGGGACUGAGGCUGAUGAAGACAGAGAGACAAACAGAGACUGAUGUAUGGAGAGACAGUUCUGUGUAUUUCUAUCAUUCCACAGCUGUCUUUCUUCCUGUCUUUCCUUCUUUCUGUCUGUGUUAGGUUGUACAACUCCUCAACGUGGUCGUGAGAGCAAAGAUUUCACAGAUGAUGUCACGUUGAUGAUGUAACCCUUUUUGUAGCGCUUCAUCCUGCAGGAGAUGCUCUCUGAAUGUCUCGUUAUUAUCAAUAUUAUCACUUAAAAAUAAUCAAUAAGCAAUAAUCUGGAGGAAACUAUGCAAUUUUGUUAAAAGCUGAGCUAUGCUCAUCUGAUAAUUCCAAAUGUUGAAAGAAUUAAGAUUUCUCUAUUUUUGGGUCAGUGUCUAAGGCAUUGUUGAGCCGGCGUUGCGUCGAUUGUUCAUGUUGUUCAUGUGGUUUUUACUUUUUGCUUUUUAUAACAUUCCUGUAGCUUUCUGUUAACAUUUUAACGUGACUCUUGUUCAUAUUUUAUAAUAUAGAUGUUUAUAAAGGCCUUUCAUUAAAA
Scatophagus argus is the source of this 1705-nucleotide messenger RNA. RefSeq names its product neuronal differentiation 1 (gene neurod1). The record is from RefSeq and is a predicted model, not a curated record. Bases 123 to 1145 code for a protein of 340 amino acids. Gene Ontology annotation, biological process: regulation of DNA-templated transcription; nervous system development. The transcript has 4 exons. Lineage: Eukaryota; Metazoa; Chordata; Actinopteri; Scatophagidae. Gene Ontology annotation, molecular function: protein dimerization activity.